UUUGGUGAUGUGAUACAUUCUAACCUUACUUUAUCAUAAAAUAUGUAUUUUAUGUUGUAAAUGAACGAGCCUUUACUUUAGAAAUUAUCAGAAAGUAUUUAUGAAAUAUAUUCGUCGUAUAAACUGUACAACUAAUAACUUUUUUAACUUAUCAGCUGUGUUGUAAUCAUACAUUAUAAGCACCAUCAUGGUUCGAAAGAGGAAUGAAUUUGAUCAUCUCACGCUCGAGGAAAGAAAAGUUAUUACAGUGGCAGAAGUUGUCCAGGAGCUAAUUAAAGCACAACAAAAUAAGAAAGAUGUCAACUUAAAUGCUUUGAAACAUAAAAUUGCCUCAAAAUAUGGUAUUGAGACAACACCUCGAUUGGUAGAUAUUAUCGCAGCAGUGCCAAUAGAUUAUAAGAAACUUCUAGUACCAAAACUAAUGGCGAAACCUAUUAGAACCGCCAGUGGUAUUGCAGUAGUAGCAGUAAUGUGCAAACCACAUAGAUGUCCGCAUAUAAAUAUGACUGGAAAUAUUUGUGUAUACUGUCCAGGAGGUCCAGAUUCUGAUUUCGAAUAUUCCACUCAGAGUUACACCGGUUAUGAACCUACUUCAAUGAGGGCAAUAAGGGCUCGUUAUGAUCCUUAUCUGCAAACGAGACAUCGAUUGGAGCAACUAAAACAAUUAGGACAUUCCGUUGAUAAAGUCGAAUUUAUUGUUAUGGGGGGAACUUUUAUGAGCUUACCAGAGGAUUACCGUGAUUAUUUUAUUAGGAAUCUUCAUGAUGCGCUGUCAGGCCAUAAAAGUAGUUCUGUUGAAGAAGCUGUAAAAUAUUCCGAGAGAUCUAAUACAAAAUGCAUUGGUAUUACUAUAGAAACGAGGCCAGAUUAUUGUUUAGAAAGGCAUUUGUCUGAUAUGCUGAAGUAUGGUUGUACCAGACUCGAAAUAGGUGUUCAAUCUGUGUAUGAAGAUGUAGCUUUGGACACUAAUAGAGGACAUACUGUUAAAGCCGUUUGUGACACAUUUAAUUUAGCAAAAGAUGCUGGAUUUAAAGUCGUUGCCCAUAUGAUGCCAGAUUUACCCAAUGUUGAUCUAGAAAGGGAUAUUGAGCAAUUUAUUGAAUUCUUCGAAAAUCCAGCUUUUAGAGCUGAUGGUUUAAAAAUUUACCCCACUUUAGUUAUUAGAGGAACCGGUCUAUAUGAAUUAUGGAAGACUGGACGUUACAAGAGUUACCCGCCUUCUGUUCUCGUCGAUUUAAUUGCUAAAAUUUUAGCCUUAGUUCCUCCAUGGACUAGAGUGUAUAGAGUUCAAAGGGAUAUUCCUAUGCCCCUGGUCAGUUCUGGUGUAGAGCAUGGAAACCUUAGGGAAUUAGCACUCAGCAGAAUGAAGGAUUUGGGUUUAAAAUGUAGGGAUGUGAGAACUAGAGAAGUUGGUAUAACAGAAAUACACGAAAAAGUUCGUCCAAAUGAUGUGGAACCUAUAAGAAGGGAUUAUUAUGCUAAUGGUGGAUGGGAAACUUUUUUAAGUUACGAAGACCCUGAACAAGAUAUUCUUGUGGGGUUAUUGAGAUUAAGGAAAUGUUCAGAGAAAACAACGUACCGCCCAGAAUUAUUAGGAGGUUGCUCCGUAGUUCGUGAAUUACACGUCUAUGGAAGCGUGGUGCCUGUAAGUGGGCGAGAUGACACCAAAUUUCAGCAUCAGGGUUUUGGAGCGUUGCUCAUGAAUUGGGCAGAGCAAAUUGCCAUCAAAGAGCAUGAAUCUGUGAAAAUCGUCGUGAUUUCUGGUGUGGGGACGAGAAAUUACUACAGGAAAUUGGGAUACGAGUUAGAAGGCCCUUACAUGGUAAAAAGUUUAAAGUCUGGGGAAUACAAGAGCUCACUUGAAUUAGUUGAUGGAGAUCGUCUACAUCUCAGUGAAAACGCAAAUCCUCUGAUUAUAACGGAUGAUGAGGAUGAGAAAUGGUUGGAGGAAUUUGACAAAAAUUAUGCCGCACAGCACAAUGUCUCUUAAUAUAUGCGACUAAUUUAUAUGUAACUUGAGUUUAUGUUGCAACAAUAUUUAAUUUAAUUUGUUUGAAU
This is a messenger RNA of Anoplophora glabripennis (Asian longhorned beetle), 2058 nucleotides long. It is a transcript of the gene Elp3, whose product is annotated as probable elongator complex protein 3. NCBI's taxonomy places the organism in Eukaryota, Metazoa, Arthropoda, Insecta, Coleoptera, Cerambycidae. The coding region runs from base 188 to 1990 and encodes 600 amino acids. Gene Ontology annotation, biological process: tRNA wobble base 5-methoxycarbonylmethyl-2-thiouridinylation. The transcript is spliced from 7 exons. Gene Ontology annotation, molecular function: iron-sulfur cluster binding; acyltransferase activity, transferring groups other than amino-acyl groups. Gene Ontology annotation, cellular component: nucleus; cytoplasm; elongator holoenzyme complex. The record is from RefSeq and is a predicted model, not a curated record.